GAGAUCAGCCCAAGACCUAGGGGCAGACACAUCAGUUGGAGCUCAAUUGUUGAUCUGAUCACAUCCAGGGGACUUGCGGCAAAAGAAAGGCUGAGAUUUGAGAAGAACAUCAUCUGUUUUUCCUUCUCGUUUUUGUGCUUGUACUCUUUCAGCUUGACUUUGUGAGAUUUCUGUUGUUUUCUACGGUGACUUUGCUUAAAGAUCCGGUAUAGGAGAUGUCUUUUCCCCAACUGGGUUACCCUCAGUAUUUAAGUGCCACCCAAGCGGUGUAUGGAGGCGAUCGGCCGGGAGUUCUGGCUGCCUCUGCCCGAGGAGGAAGCACCGAUAUCGGUGCAAAUCCGACAGCCACAGCAGCAGCAGUCACAUCGGUGUUGGGCAUGUACGCAAACCCUUACGCAGCCCAUAACUACAGCGCUUUCCUGCCUUACACCAGUGCCGACUUGGCUCUCUUCUCUCAGAUGGGUUCACAAUAUGAACUGAAAGAUAAUCCAGGUGUUCACCCAGCCAGUUUUGCUGCACACACUUCUCCAGCUUUUUACCCUUAUGGACAGUUCCAGUAUGGAGACCCUGCCAGACCAAAAAAUGCCACCAGGGAGAGCACAAGCACUCUCAAGGCCUGGCUUAAUGAACACAGGAAAAAUCCUUACCCAACCAAAGGAGAGAAGAUCAUGUUGGCCAUUAUAACAAAGAUGACCUUGACCCAAGUCUCAACCUGGUUUGCUAAUGCCAGGAGGAGGCUCAAGAAGGAGAACAAGGUCACCUGGGGUACAAGGAGCAAAGAUGAUGAAGAUGGCAACAUAUUUGGCAGUGAUAAUGAAGGUGACGCUGAGAAGAAUGAAGAUGAUGAAGAGAUUGACUUGGAGAGCAUAGAUAUUGACAAGAUUGAUGAGAAUGAUGGGGAUCAAAGCAAUGAGGAAGACGAGGAGAAAUUAGAAACCAGAGAGAGAAGAGAAAUAGACAGCAUGGAGAAAAGACGAGCAUUGACUCUUCAAGCGCAUGAAGGUUUUGACAAAUCAAAAGACACAAUCUCUACAGGCAAAGACCCAUCAGAAAGCAAUAACACAAGAGUUCUUUCCCCUGGCGGGCAGAGUAAUUUACAGCUGCCAGCAAACAAUAAACCCAAGAUAUGGUCCUUAGCAGAAACUGCUACUACUCCUGAUAGCGCUCAGAAACCCACGUCACCCUCUGCCCCAGUCAGUCACGCAUCACCCCAAAUACAGCACCCAGCGUUUCUUCCAAGCCAUGGACUAUACACGUGCCAGAUUGGAAAGUUCCACAAUUGGACAAAUGGUGCUUUCCUCAGCCAGAAUUCCCUGUUAAACGUGAGGUCUUUUUUGGGAGUAAAUCAACAUCACCAUCACCAUAAUCACUCCCUCCAUGCACAGCAGCAGCAGUCCUCUGUAGUUGCUUCAUCCGUCGUAGCGCUGAACAGUGAGAAGUCUUCAGAGAGUCUCAGUCCUAAACACAUAGAACGGGAAAACGUUCAAAGGACCGAAUCUCCCACACAGCCGUUGAAGUCCUCCUUUCAGCCAGUACACGACAGUCCCAGGAAUCAACAAGAGGCAACACAGCGAGUCUUAACAGCUCUGUCUUCAGCCUGAUCAAGAAUUUAUUGGUUGAAAAAAAAACGGACUUAAAAAACAGUAAAGGACUCACAAAAUGAAGUUUUCUUCCUUCACGUAGCAUUCAGCCGAGCAGAAAAUGGAAUCAAUUUGAUUAAACUUGUGGAUGGA
Molecule: messenger RNA, 1733 nt
Organism: Lepisosteus oculatus (spotted gar)
Lineage: Eukaryota; Metazoa; Chordata; Actinopteri; Semionotiformes; Lepisosteidae
Product: iroquois-class homeodomain protein irx-1
Biological process (GO): neuron differentiation; regulation of transcription by RNA polymerase II; cell development
Cellular component (GO): nucleus
Molecular function (GO): DNA-binding transcription factor activity, RNA polymerase II-specific; RNA polymerase II cis-regulatory region sequence-specific DNA binding
Source: RefSeq, a predicted model, not a curated record